Molecule: messenger RNA, 1524 nt
Organism: Colletotrichum karsti
Lineage: Eukaryota; Fungi; Ascomycota; Sordariomycetes; Glomerellales; Glomerellaceae
Exons: 6
Coding region: 1-1524 (507 amino acids)
Molecular function (GO): oxidoreductase activity, acting on paired donors, with incorporation or reduction of molecular oxygen; iron ion binding; heme binding
Source: RefSeq, a predicted model, not a curated record
AUGGCUUUUUUCGACACAAUCGCGUCCAUAGCGGCCUCAACUACACCCAAUCACAUCUUCACGCUUGCAUCCAUUGCUCUUGUCGCCACUCUGGCAUACCACAUCUGUGUCUACAUCUACAACAUCUACCUCCAUCCCCUCUCCAAGUACCCCGGUCCUCGCUUUGCCUCCGCGUCUUCGUUUUGGCUCGUUUCGUCCUACUUUGGCGGUAAAACGCCGUACGACCUUCUAGAGUUACACAACAAAUACGGCCCAGUCGUAAGAACGUCUCCAGAUGGACUGUCUUACAUCAAAGCGCCUCAAUGGAAGGAGAUCUAUGGUCACAAGACUGGGCAGCUGGAGUUCGCCAAGGACGAGAAGUAUUUUGCGGGCUUGAAGGGUGAGCCAAUCAUUCUCACUGCUGACAGACAUUACCAUGGAUACAUCCGCAAGCUGUUUGCGAAUGGCUUUUCUGAGAAGGCUCUGCGAGAGCAAGAAUCAGUUCUCAAGGGGUACGUCGACUUGAUGUUUCGGAGAAUUGAGGAAGAAGGCCAGGAUGGAAAGCAGCCGGUUGAUAUACUGAAGUGGUAUAACUUCGUCACGUUUGAUUUUAUCGGGUUUCUGACAUUCGGCGAAUCCUUUGACUGUCUCAACACAUCCACUCUCCACACAUGGGUCAAGAUCUUCUUCUCUUUGGCGAAGUUCUUUUCCUAUCACCAAAUGCUCUCACGCUUCCCGAAGCUUUUCCGUCUCCCCAUCGCACUCUUCCUGAUUCCACCCAAAGUCAUCUCUGACGGCAAGACCUUGAAGAAGUUGCAAGUUGAAAAGGUCAAACACCGUCUGCAGAACGAAUCGACGGUGCCAGACUUCAUGGACAAAAUGAUCGCAGCGUACCACUCAGGAAAAAUGUCUUUUGACCAGCUUGAAGGAAAUUCCCAAAUCCUCAUUGCCGCCGGAAGCGAGACGACAGCCACGAUGAUGUCAGGCUUUACUUAUCUCCUCACAAAGAACCCCCGUGUCCUGGAAAAGCUUUCCGCAGAGAUCCGCUCCACCUUUUCUAAUCCGGACGAGGUCACCUUCACUGCUGUCAAUAGCUGCAAAUACCUUCUCGCUUGCAUCGAAGAGGCCCUGCGUGUGUAUCCGCCCUCCCCUCAACCGCACCAUCGCAUCGUGCCACCCGGCGGGGCCACUGUCAACGGCGACUUCCUACCCGCGGGCGUGUCUGUCAGCAUCCCAAUCUAUGCUGCAUCCAACAGCCCUGAAAACUGGACUCGCCCUGAGGAGUUCCUGCCUGAGCGGUGGCUGGGUGAAAACCCCGAGUUUGAGGAUGACCAGCGAGAUGCGUCGCAGCCCUUUCAAUACGGGCCCAGGGCAUGCAUCGGAAGAAACCUGGCAUAUGCGGAGAUCAAGCUCAUUAUUGCCCGACUUGUUCUUCAGUUUGAUAUCUCGAACGCGACUGGGAAUGAUUGGAUGGAGAGCCAGAAGGUGUUUAUGGUGUGGGAGAAGUCACCGCUUUGGAUCAAGUUGCAGCCUGUUAGGAGAUAA